GCGUAGAACGAGUCCAUGCUUGCUCCGCUUCAGAGUACAUCGACAAUUGCUCUAAAUCAAUUGGAUCAAGUCUCAUUUUAAACAGCCACCUCCAGUUAGUCAGCAGGAUGUCCAGUUCGGACGUGCUAGCCAGUCCCGGCGGCGUGGACAUGUCCUCCUCUCCCAAAUCACCACUGGCUAAAACCCAACAUCCUGACCAGGACUCCAAACCAGUAACCAAACAGAACCCUGUCCCUGCCUCCCCUCCCCUCCAUGGUCUGAAGCUGGCUCCCCACAGGGAGCUGGAGCAGGCGCAGCAGAGGGGCAGGCUGAAGUGUUCUAGCUGCGGAGGCUCCCGGAUGUUCUUCUGCUACACCUGCUGCUCUUUAGUGGGCGUCAGCCAGCAGGAAAUCCCCUCCGUCAAGCUCCCUAUAAAGAUUGACAUCAUCAAGCAUCCCAGUGAGGUUGAUGGGAAGAGCACAGCCAUACACGCCAAGAUCCUCGCCCCUGAUGAUGUCACCAUCUACACCUACCCCUGCAUACCUGAGUAUGAAGAUGACACAGACAAAGUAGUGCUGGUGUUCCCUGGUCCUGGAUCAGUCUCAGUGGAGGAGAUGACAUGGAGAUUACAGAACCUGGCUGACAUGAAGUCAGCUGCCUCCCCUGACGAGGAACCGUCCCCAAAGAGGCCCAGAGCUGAGGAGCCAGGGGCCACACAGCAGGCUGAGGGACAGACAUCAGGAGCCACACACACAGAGGAGAGGGGAGGGGCAGCAGGGAUAGAGGGCCAGACUGAGACACCAGGAGCCUGUCCCCUCCAGAGAGUGGUGUUCAUCGACAGCACAUGGAACCAGACCACCAGAAUCAUCACAGAUGAGAGACUACAGGCGUUGCUCCGCGUGGAGCUGAAGACCAGGAAGACGUGUUUCUGGCGCCAUCAGAAAGGUUCUCCAGACACCUACCUGGCAACCAUAGAGGCUGUCUACUACUUCCUCAAGGACUACCAGGAGCUGUGUCUGAGACAGGAGUACACAGGACAGUAUGACAACCUGAUGUACUUCUACUGUUACCUACACACACUGAUCAACAAGGCUAAGACAACUGCUGGGAGACGCUGAGGACGCAGGGGGAGAGAGGCCAAAACUACCGCUGGGAGACGCUGAGGCUGCAGGGGGAGAGAGGCCAAAACUACCGCUGGGAGACGCUGAGGCUGCAGGGGGAGAGAGGCCAAAACUACCGCUGGGAGACGCUGAGGCUGCAGGGAGGAGAGAGAGGCCAAAACUACCGCUGGGAGACGCUGAGGCUGCAGGGAGGAGAGAGAGGCCAAAACUACCGCUGGGAGACGCUGAGGCUGCAGGGAGGAGAGAGAGGCCAAAACUACCGCUGGGAGACGCUGAGGCUGCAGGGAGGAGAGAGAGGCCAAAACUACUGCUGGGAGACGCAGAGACUGCAGGGAGGAGAGAGAGGCCAAAACUACCGCUGGGAGACGGUAGAAGCACAGCGAAGAGCUGCUGGCAAACGCACGAAAGUGCUGUUUGAAUGAAUGCUUACGAGCCUGCUGCUGCCUACCAUCGCUCAGUCAGACU
Molecule: messenger RNA, 1565 nt
Organism: Salvelinus namaycush (lake trout)
Lineage: Eukaryota; Metazoa; Chordata; Actinopteri; Salmoniformes; Salmonidae
Gene: dtwd1
Product: DTW domain containing 1
Exons: 5
Coding region: 108-1097 (329 amino acids)
Biological process (GO): tRNA modification
Cellular component (GO): nucleus
Molecular function (GO): tRNA-uridine aminocarboxypropyltransferase activity
Source: RefSeq, a predicted model, not a curated record